Molecule: messenger RNA, 228 nt
Organism: Paramecium sonneborni
Lineage: Eukaryota; Ciliophora; Oligohymenophorea; Peniculida; Parameciidae
Source: the annotation of a GenBank genome assembly
AUGGACAAACUUUUGUUAUAUAUAUAUUAAAACUUUUUCAAAGAUAAGAAAUCAUCUCCUUAUACACCUGGUGAACCAAACAAUAGAACAAUUAGUUACUGGGUUAAAAUCAGACGAGAAGCCAUGAUGUAAAACUUUUACCAUGGCUAAUUUAAAAGAGCAAACUCAAUUCCUGUUAUUGAGGUGACGCAUAAAGAAUGUUGGCUGCUCAAUUAUACAAAUUAAUGA